UUGUACUUUUAAGGAUUUUUAUACAAUUUAAUAUUUGAGAUAUGCCCUUUUAUCACAAACCGAAAACAUUCAAACCAUUAUUAUUAGCAGCCGAGAAGAAAUCUAUAAAGAACGGCAUUCACCACGCGAUAUUCACAUCCAGGUUUGAUAAAUACGUCGGAGACUGGAAGGACGAUUUAAAAGAAGGUAAAGGACUGUUUCUAACUAUUACUGGGAAACUGUAUGAAGGUGAUUGGCAUGAAGGAUUUAGACAUGGAUUUGGAGUUCUGAGUCACAGACUACAAAAUGGCACAUUCUAUUUGGAAUACCGUGGGGAGUGGGUAAGUGGUAAACCAGAAGGCGUAGGCUGGCGAUAUUACGAAAACAACGAUGUCUAUUUCGGUUUCUGGAAGAGGGGACAGUGGCACGGCUACGGAAAGAUGUGGUAUAAGAACGGGACUUAUUACGUGGGUUACUGGAAUAUGAGCAAGAGGGAGGGGCUUGGUAUGUUUGUACAAGAAAAUGGGAAUCGAUACGAGGGUCAUUGGGAAAAUGAUGUGAAGAAUGGUUUGGGUCGCUUCUACCACUUGCAUACCGGUCAGUUGCAGGAGGGCAUUUGGGAUCGCGGGAUCUGCGUCAAAUCCAAGGUCUCCGAUAUCGUCACACGCCAGUUUUGUGACUUUCCCACUGAAUGCGCCAUACCUCCGGAAACUUUGCUAAACUCCCGAAACAUUUUGGAAAGAAGUGAAAGGUGGCUGAAACAAAAAAUUGGAGAGGUUGACAAACAUGUAAAACACUGCAUCGAUCAAAUGUAAGGUUUAUUUUAGAAAAUAAAAUCAGAUCAUU
Messenger RNA from Pararge aegeria (speckled wood butterfly), 825 nucleotides. Its product is annotated as MORN repeat-containing protein 3-like. Lineage: Eukaryota; Metazoa; Arthropoda; Insecta; Lepidoptera; Nymphalidae. The record is from RefSeq and is a predicted model, not a curated record. Bases 42 to 794 code for a protein of 250 amino acids. The transcript has 5 exons.